Nothobranchius furzeri (turquoise killifish) is the source of this 1262-nucleotide messenger RNA. NCBI's taxonomy places the organism in Eukaryota, Metazoa, Chordata, Actinopteri, Cyprinodontiformes, Nothobranchiidae. The record is from RefSeq and is a predicted model, not a curated record.
AGAAAAGUAAUUUCUGGUUGCAGGUUUGUCCUCGAGGAGAGCGUGCCAAUAUUCAGAAGGUUUGUGAACGCUGUACAGAGUCUCCUGAGCUUUACGAUUGGCUAUACCUGGGUUUCAUGGCCAUGCUGCCACUGGUUCUGCACUGGUUCUUCAUCGAGUGGUACUCUGGGAAGAAAAGUGCUCUGCUGCAGCAUCUCACUGCCAUGUUGGAGUGCAGCGUGUCGGCUGUGGUCACUCUGCUGCUUACAGACCCAGUGGGGAAGUUAAGCAUUCGUUCUUGUCAGGUUCAGAUGCUGUCUGACUGGUACACCAUGCUGUACAACCCAAGUCCCGACUACAUCAACACACUACACUGCACGCAGGAGGCAGUCUACCCUCUAUACACUAUUGUGUUGAUCUACUAUGCCUUCUGCCUGGUGUUGAUGAUGCUGCUGCGCCCUCUGCUGGUGAAGAAGAUUGCUCGUGGCCUUGUGAAGUCAGAUCGGUUCAGAAGCAUCUACGCUGCCCUUUACUUCUUUCCUAUUGUCACUGUGCUGCAGGCCAUUGGGGGCGGGCUGCUGUACUACGCCUUUCCCUACAUUAUUCUGGUUUUGUCGCUGGUCACACUGGCUGUCUACAUGUCUGCCUCUGAGAUUCAGUCCUUUAGGACUCUGGUAGCAAAGAAGAAGCGUCUGGUGGUUCUGCUCAGCCAUUGGCUCCUUCAUGCAUAUGGCAUCAUCUCUAUUUCCUUGCUGGAUAAGUUGGAGCUGUCGCUGCCGCUGCUGGCUCUGGUACCAGGACCCACCCUGUUCUACAUUGCCACAGCUAAAUUCACAGAACCAAGCCGCAUCCUGUCUGAGGGGGGCACCGGGCACUGAAGACAACAUGAGGGCUGCAGGUGACCAUUUGACUCCUCCCACAUCCACUGCCCAUCAUUUAAGGUGUACAUGCAUGCAAGAGAGAAACUUCUCAGCCACAUUUGAUUCCAGUCCCAGUCAGUGUACUGGAUUGGUGCAGCUUAGCAACACUUCACUGAUCUGAGACCAGCUCUCUUCUUGCAGUUUUUUUUCCCCAACAGGUGUGAAAGGCUUGGCUGUUUUUUAUAAACAUGUAAACUUUGUUUCAGAAAUGUGUAAAACCAUCUCUGCUGUGUUUUAUUGUCUUUGUUCUACCUAACAUCUGUUUACAGGACAUACAUGUGUUGUUGAACAGGAGUGUUUGUAAACAAGACUGUUUGUAAAAAGGUGUUUAGGGUAGCAAAUAAAAAUUGAUAUCAGAAAGCA